Macroventuria anomochaeta is the source of this 1242-nucleotide messenger RNA. RefSeq lists its product as uncharacterized. The record is from RefSeq and is a predicted model, not a curated record. Lineage: Eukaryota; Fungi; Ascomycota; Dothideomycetes; Pleosporales; Didymellaceae. The transcript has a single exon. Bases 194 to 796 code for a protein of 200 amino acids.
UCAUCGCUGACAUAUCUUCGAAUCAGAUGCUCGAGCUCUUGAGGUACAGAGCAGUUUCCUGUCACAUUGGUCCCACCUUCUCAACCUAGCCAUCCCCGCGGACAUCCCACACCUCAAGCUCACCCCAUCAUCCCUACGAGCCCGAGCAAGUCCGCAACGCUCGCAACAACCACAUCCGCGCAAUUCCUGAGCCAUGCCGACUAAUCCCUGGAGCCCAAGCUCGCAAUACUCCUCCACCGUGCUCAACGACCCCUCCGCCAUCCCCUUACACGCCGCACCCGCAGCAGCACCGCACGCAUCUGCAACCACACUACCACGCCCACGCCAGAGCUCUGCGCAACUACAGCAAGGGCUGCAAGCACAACAGGGGCCGUUCACGGCGGCGCAAAGGAGUGCGCAGGCGCGCGGGAAACCAUUCAUCACCCCAGCUACUACCAGCGGGAGUAGCAGAAGCAGACACAACGACCCGGAGAGCUACGCACAACGCGAACGGAGGAAUGAGGCAGCAGCUAUCCUGGAUAGUCAGGAGAUGUUGAUCUGGUACGCGGCAAGUCGGAAUGAGAGUGUAAGCCAGACGAGGAGGUAUUAUUUGAAUGUUGUGCUGGGCGUGGAGGAAUCGCCUAGGGAUUGGAAAGAAGAGUGGGAAGUGCGACCGAUGGAAACGGGUGGGCCGGGCAGCCCCAAGGGGAAACCCCCGAAAGGCAAGGGGAAGGAGAGAGAGAAAGAGAGGGAGAGGGGGGCGAAGAAGCGGUUUAGUGCUGGGGGGCCGCAUGUUACGUACGGUGGGGGGGAGUAGUGUGGGUUGACACGUGAUGGCGUGGUGACAAGGAAGGAAGCUCUCCAUCGUGUCUGGAGGUGUUCAGGGUGCUUUGAACGUGGGUGUGCAGCCGGAGUUGAAGGCGUAGAGGAAGUCGCGGUAGGAAGUGCGCGUUACAAGGACCUCAAGAUGAGACUUGGUGAUUACAUCUACAAGAGGCAAACAGCUGCAGGGAGGACGUGCAGGUCUGAGAGACCUAGGAAAUCCUUGGGCACUGAGGAGAGCGUGUUUUAUUCUUUGGGCAGCAUUAUACCCCCGGCGCAAUGGAGCUUGUGAGCUUGUGCUUAAUAUGGUAUACUUACAGAGAGGAGUAUAGGUGCAAUUGAUGAUCUUCUUUGAUUCGAAACAUUGCGCUGCAAGCGUCCAGUCCUAUACAUCGCUGCUUCGCCGAGCUACGACACCCAUCCAAGUGCUAUAUACACAAC